Lactuca saligna is the source of this 765-nucleotide messenger RNA. The record is from the annotation of a GenBank genome assembly. Lineage: Eukaryota; Viridiplantae; Streptophyta; Magnoliopsida; Asterales; Asteraceae.
AUGACUGAAGCAGACAAAGUGGAAGACGAUGAAGACUUAAGAAAGAAGCUUUGGCUUAUGGUUGCAAAGCAUGUUGUUGAACAGGAAAAGGGGACAAAAACGGAGAACAUGAGAAAAGCAAUUGCAUUUUUAAAGGAAAAUGGUGGUUUAUUAAAGAUUGAAGAUAUCUUACCUUUAUUUCUAGUUUUUUCACUAAUUGAAUAUGUCUGGAUCUGGGGACGGAUGAGAGUGUAUUCAAGAAGGCAAGAUGCAUUAGCAGCUGUCAAAAGGUAUAACAAUGUCCAGCUUGAUGGGAAGCCAAUGAAGAUAGAGAUUAUGGGAUUAAACAUUGUAGCUCCUGUUGCUGGUCUUCCAUUGCCAAACAACUCAGAGGGGGUUCCCUCAGGUAGUAGUGCAUUUUCUUGGUCAAACAAAUCAUAUUUCAGACCAUUGAUCUUUAGCAUCAUUGUUCUUUUCAUGGGUAAUGUCAUGCUUGGUUCAGCUAGAGCUGUGAACAGAAGGUAUAUCAGUGAUUGUGUGCCUUUAAAGAUCCGAAUGCAGGCUACUGCUGGUUUUGUUGGUGCAAGUGCACUUGGAAUGGCUUGUGGUCCCGCACUUGCUGGGAGAGGAUUGAUGGUGGGAAUUGAGCUUGUCACUCAUCGAAAAGAGAAGACACUAGCAAAGGGAGAAACUGCCAUUUUGUUUGAAAAACUACGAGAGCUCGGGGUUCUGGUUGGAAAAGGUGGAUUACAUGGGAAUGUUUUCAGGAUAAAACCACCUAUGUGA